This is a messenger RNA of Brassica oleracea var. oleracea, 1683 nucleotides long. RefSeq lists its product as uncharacterized. NCBI's taxonomy places the organism in Eukaryota, Viridiplantae, Streptophyta, Magnoliopsida, Brassicales, Brassicaceae. The coding region runs from base 1 to 1683 and encodes 560 amino acids. Gene Ontology annotation, molecular function: RNA-DNA hybrid ribonuclease activity; nucleic acid binding. The transcript is spliced from 2 exons. The record is from RefSeq and is a predicted model, not a curated record.
AUGGACGCAUUUUCUGGUUACAAUCAGAUCAUGAUGCAUCUGGAUGAUCAAGAGAAGACGGCGUUUAACACCGAUAGAGGGACAUACUGUUACAAAGUAAUGUCGUUCGGUCUCAAGAACGCGGGAAACAAACGCUUCAUCUGGGACGAGAAGUACGAAGAGGCGUUCAAACAACUCAAGGAGUAUCUUACAACUCCUCCCGUAUUAUCCAAACCCGAAACUGGCGAUACACUCUCACUCUAUAUCGCCGUAUCCUCAACCGCGGUCAGCAGCGUCCUCAUCCGAGAGGAUCGAGGAGAACAGAAACCUAUCUUCUACACGAGCAAGCGCAUGACUGAUCCAGAAACUCGGUACCCCACCCUUGAGAAGAUGGCUCUUGCCGUUGUAACAUCGGCGAGAAAACUGCGUCCCUACUUCCAGUCGCACACAAUCGAAGUAUUGACAAAUCAACCAUUGCGAACGGUAAUGCAGAAUACAAAUCAAUCCGGACGGUUAUCGAAGUGGGCUAUCGAACUCAGAGAGCACGACAUUGUCUUCAAGAAUCGAACAGCUGCGAAAUCUCAAGUCUUCGCAGACUUUCUCAUCGAGCUAGCACCAGAGCUCGAGCAAGAUCUAAUCCUCCCGAGUCAAAAUUGGAUACUCCACGUCGACGGGUCGUCGGCAAACAAAGAAUCAGGGGCAGGAGUGCAGCUGCAAUCCCCGACAAGAGAACUGAUCAGACAGUCGUUCAGCUUCGGCUUCGCCGCUUCAAACAAUGAAGCAGAGUACGAGUCGUUGAUCGCAGGACUAAGACUCGCCAAGGCAGUCAAGGCAAAACGCCUCAGCGCAUACUGCGACUCACAAAUCGUAACCAGUCAGUUUAGUGGUGACUAUGACGCCAGCAACGAACGAAUGGACGCAUACCUUAAGAUCGUUCAAACACUUGCCAAAGAUUUCGAAUUCUUCGAACUCACCAAAGUCCCCAGGGGGGAGAACUUAUGCGCUGAUGCUCUCGCUGCCUUAGGUAGGAGGUUGCGCGAUCAGGUGAAACGUACCAUCCCUAUCCACAAGAUCGAUAAACCAAGCAUUGACCUGACUCCCAUCGGGGCCGCCAUCGUAGCGCCAAUAACCGAAGCCACAUCCGCGAACCAAGUCCUCGAAGAGGUGUCAGACGACACCAACGACUGGAGAACAGAAUUUAUUGACUAUCUGGUCGAUGGGAAGCUACCUCCCGAGAAAUGGAUUGCACGACGACUCAAGACGCGGAGUGCCCACUAUGUCGUCCUCGACGGAGAACUCCACCGAUGGACCGCAACCAAGGUACUUCUGAAGUGCAUCAAUGGCGAAGAGACGCAUUUAGUCAUGGCUGAAACGCACGAAGGCGCCGCAGGAAAUCAUUCUGGAGGUCGAGCACUUGCUUUAAAAGUAAAGAGUCUCGGUUUCUACUGGCCAACGAUGAAUGCAGACUGCGAAGCUUACGCCCAGCGAUGUGAUCAGUGCCAGCAACAUGCCUCAACGAUCCACUCCCCGACACAGUUGCUACAAACGAUGACAGCUCCAUACCCUUUCAUGCGAUGGGGAAUGGACAUAAUCGGCCCGAUGCCGAGUUCUCGACAGAAAUGCUUCGUCCUGGUCUUGACAGAUUACUUCACGAAGUGGAUUGAGGCGGAAGCUUUUGCAAGCAUUAUAACGGGCAUGUCCUGA